Molecule: messenger RNA, 1467 nt
Organism: Oncorhynchus nerka (sockeye salmon)
Lineage: Eukaryota; Metazoa; Chordata; Actinopteri; Salmoniformes; Salmonidae
Product: aryl hydrocarbon receptor-like
Exons: 3
Coding region: 54-1307 (417 amino acids)
Source: RefSeq, a predicted model, not a curated record
UCGACGGCUUCUCAUCGGAGGACAGAGACAGAGACAGGGAUUUGUGGAGCUUCAUGAUGAACCUGGGCAUCAGUAGGGAGGACCUGGAGCUGUUCCAGCAGGAUGAGAUGUUCCUCGAUGUGGAUCUGGACACUGGCCGAGACCGCCUCCUUCCUGACCUGACAGACGAGAUUCUCUCCUACGUACAGGAGUCUCUGAGGAAGAGGUCGGACUGGGGUCAGACUGUAUUAUCUUGCAGGGGGGCUAAGUUAGGGGAACAGGACUAUAGCAGCCCUACCAUGCUGUUACACCAACCAUCUAUGGAACAAUCACAAACCCCACAUCUACAUUCUACUACAGUUCUGUUACACCAACCAUCAACCUCACAACCACAUUCUUCUACAGUGCCUCAGUGUCAGUCACAGAUACAGCCACCACAGCUGCCUGUAGUCCAUCCCCUAUCAGUUCACCACUAUCGGCCUCCUCCCCACUACCCACAGCAGCCAAUACCGCAGCAGUGUUUACACACACAGCCCCACCCACAGGCAACACAGCAGCAGAAACAGAGCCGUCUAAAUGGACAGGUAUUGCCAAACCAACAGCAGCAGCAGCUGUGUAACAGACUGAAGCACAUGCAGGUGACUGGGACGGGUUCAAUAACACAAAGACAGAAAGACAUCACCAAGCAGCAGCAGCAGAUUCCUCCAUUGUUCAAUGUGGAGCAGCCAGGGGGGCUCCAGACUCGCCACGGCCACCCCCAGCAAGGGCACCUCUGCCUGGGGGAAGCUUCCCUGGGCCUCCCCUACAGGAACCAGCUGAACACUUUGUCUGUUAGCCGCUCUUCAGUGCUCUCCUCCUAUGUACCCACCACGGGCCUCCAGAGCCAGGGGGUGGACGGAGACCUCAUGCCCCAGAAUUUGGAGGAGUUCCUGGGCAGCCUGGAGUCCAGUGGUCCCCGAGGGACAGAGGAUGGUAGGGGAGCCCUCCAGUGGAGUGUGGUGGAGGCCCUGGGUGUGUUCCAGCAGCAGAGGCACCUCCCUGACGGCCUGGCUCAGUCUCAGGCCACCAGCCAGGGCUGCGCUCAGCAUGCCUAUCCCCUGGCUAUGGAGCUCAGCCAGGUCAAUAGAGCAGAGUGGCCAUUCACCACACAGUUCCAGAACGGGAGCCUGAAGGAGGCUGGUCCAGCCCCUGGCCCUAUACCCAACCCUGGGUCCUCCAGGGGGGCAGACCAUGGACAUGCAGCAGCGAAGCUGCCAAUUCACCAGCCUCCUCCUCCCUCUGCUGAGAGCACGCCCUACCCUGACCUCCCUCUGAGUGGAUUUAUGUGAGACUGAAGGCCCUCCUCCCUGGAGGCUCCAGAACCAGACAUUCCAAGGCCAGCCAGCUGCCCCCGGUCCCUCGGAGGGAGCAGAGCCCUGACUGACGACAGCGCCACACAACAGAGGCUAGAGGGAUAAGGAUCCUCCUGUCUGGCACCCAGCUGCACAU